GCUCCGUUUGUCGGCGGCAUCUCGGCGCAUGCCCAGGGCUGCCGAAAUGCCGCCGAAGGACAUGCGCCUUUUUUCUCUGCCGCUCCUCCUCGGCAGCAACCCUGGCUACGCCACUGACUAGACCAAGCCAUCAGCUCACAAGGCUGCCUAGGCUCCUCCAAAAUCUCCUUGUCCUCCUCGCCCUUGUCCCAGCACCCAGGGCUGGUUACAGAGAAAUACUGGGAUAGUGAGGCAGCUUCCCUACCUGGUAAACCGUGUUCUCCACACUGCACUGAGCUGCUUCCAGCAAAGCCCUGCUACCUUUUCCAGGUUCCCUUUUACGAGCUGUACCAGCCACCAAUCCAUCACCCAUCAGAAAUCUCCCCUUGCCCCCUCAGGCAGGGCUUCAACCUGACCAUCCACUGAAUCUGCUGCUGAGAAACAUUGUCCUGACCCAUGAGCUCUUUCUGCUCUUGAGCUAACUCCAGAUUCACUCCUGAGACGUGAGACAGACAUGCAGAAACUCCACUCACAGACACGCUGCUUCCCACCAGGCUAGAGCCCGCUCCCCGGUUCCUAGUCCCUGGCCCGUCCUUGCAGCCGGACUAGCUGUUACCCAGCGCGUCCCCCGCCCCGCUCGCUCCGCCUGGGGCUGCGUCGCAGGGAGCCGGAGAGAGCAGCGGUGGUUAGGAAAGCAGGUGCUGCCGCCCCGGAAGCUGCUGGCCGUCCUGCCCCUGCUCUGUGGCGAUUUGCCCAGCCGGAUGGGCCAGCAGUGCCCCAGUCUGCACUCAGCUCACGGCGCGUCUCUGUCCGCGGCCCCCGGUCAAUGCCAGCGCACCAGGGCCCGUCCUCGGCCGCAGCGGGGGAACCCUGGCGGGCAGCCUGGGGACACGGAGCCCCUGGCACCUCUGUAAUUGUCUGCAGAUCAAAGGCCUGGGUGAUGGGCCCACUGACGACUUCCAGCGUCUCACCCCCAGCUCAGCCUGGAGUCGGAGACCUGGGCUGAAUCUCAGAACAAGCUGGGCCGGGGAGCUGGCUCUGGCUGGGACUCGGCCCUGGGGGAAGGCUGGGGACCCCCUCACCGGGACCGUCACUGCACUAGGGACCAGCCCUGCCCUGGCCCCACCCGCAUUUCCAGCUCCGACUUCCCGGGCAUGGCUGUGCCCACGUCCCUCUGUGCUCCAGAGCCCAGGUGCCCGGGCCAGGCUGGGCACUGGGGCUGCCGUUACGAUGCCGAGGGGCCAUGCUGGGCCAGGCGCUGGAGGGAUGAGCUGCUCCAGGAGCUGUGCAGAGGGAGCUGCCCAGGACCCCGUCUCCUCGGCCGGGGUGGGCGCUGGCUCUCGCCGGGGCGGUAACGCUCUUCUCUUUUCCUUUGCAGAAACCCGGCCACUCGCGGCGCUUCGGGCGCUUCACGCAUGUGAAGUUUUCCGCUCCUGCAGAAAGCAAAGCGACGACUCGGAGACAGGCGAGGACGACGCCAGCGACCCCCAGGGGACACAGCGCAGUGAGCUCCAGGACGAGACGCCUUUCAGCUCCCCCACAGGGGAGUCGGACACGCUGGUGGACAGCUCCAUGAGCACGUCGGCGCUGGGCCUGUCGCAGGCGGAGGAGCGCUCCAGCUGGUCGGGCAGCCAGCAGACGGUGGUGGAGAAGGAGCCGGAGCCCGGCCCCCCAGUGAGGGGGCCCUUCCUGCGCCCCGGGGGCUGGCAGCCGCAGAGGACCCCAAGGCAAGCACAUGCGCAGGCCCCCCGCGGCGCCGAGGUCAGGCACCUGGGGGUGGAGCCGCUGCUACGGGCGUCGCGUGCUAUUCUGGUGGGCACAAGCUGGGGGUCGGAGGAGAGCCUCUCGGUGGCCAGCGACCCCUACGGCAGCGCCUUCAGUCUGUACAGAGGACGGGCGCUCUCGCUGCACGUCAGCAUCCCCCAGGGCGGGUACAGGAGAGACGACCUCAACGGCAGCACCUCGGAGCUCUCGCCGAAGCCUGGGGCAGACCCCCCAAGGCCUCCGGCCCAGGCGCUGGCCUCCAAGCCUCCUGUUCUCUGCCUGCCGUCUCCCAGGGUGGGCCAGUCCCCGGCCCAGCCGCCCGGAGCCGCGUCUCAGCCGGCCAGCCGAGGUCCUGGCGUCCCCUCUCCCACGCCCCUGACGCCCCGCCGCACGGCCCUGAUGCCGGCGGAGUACCAGGACACGGUCCCCGAGGAGUACGAGGAGAAGGUCCAGAAGCCCAAGUCCCUGGGGUACUCGCAGGCCAGCACGCUGGAGUCCCGGCCCCAGACCCCGCUGAGCGAGACCUCCAGCCGCGUGUCGGUGCUGCGGCCCUCGCCCAAGCUGGCGCGCUCCGGCUCCAAGAUCUUCGAGAAGCUGAAGUACUUCGAGGAGCGCCGGAGGAGCCUGGAGCAGAGCGACAGCCCCCUCCCGGUCCACGCCUGGCUGCCCCUGCGCAAGACGCGCUCCUUCGACCAGCCCGACCUGGGCCAGCGCCCGCUCACGCCGGGCGGCUCCCGGGAGGAGCUGCGGGACGGGGUGCGGUCGGAGAUGGGCGGCCCGACGUGCCGGCGCCAGGCCUUCCGCCACAAGGCCGCCUCGUUCGACGAGCGGGGCCGCUUCGCCAGCCGGGUCGGCGACAUCGAGCACAGGUUCUCCGAGGAGCUGAGCCGCAUCAAGAAGACUGUCUCCAAGCAGCAGCUGAUGAGGUCGCAGGAGCUGGCAAAGGCCGGCGUCCCGCGGGCCCCCUCACCCCGGGGCCCCAGCCAGCUCUCUGCCCCCCGGGCGCUGGAGGCGCAAGCCAGCCCGGCCCCGAAAGGCCAGCUGCCCAAGGCCCCGCCGCCUGUGGAGAACGCGCACGGGAUCCAGCAGCUGGCCAUGGCCAGCGUGGGGCUGGGGGGGCCCGGAGACGGGGCGGAGCGGGCGGCCACCCGGAAGCCGCUGCUCCGGAGCUGCGCCCUGGCCAGCCAGCCCCGGGAGGAGGCCAGAGGCAGGAGGAGUGUGGAGCCGGAAGGUGCUGAGGGCAAGAGGAAGGUGGAGCCGUGCCCCUUAUCGCUGGGGCGGGGGGACCUGCCGGAGGCCGGGACCCCCGAGGGAGCCGCAUGCCUGGAUGGGGGCCCAGCCGGCCGCGACGGCAGGGCCCCCGGGGCUGGGAGCGAAGCCCUGACCACCAGGCCAGCAGGCCAGCACGGGCCGCACAGGAAGCGGGCCGCGGGCCAGGAGGUGCGGUUCUUACCCUGGGCCAAGCCCGGGCCGGAGCUCGGAGCCGGCCUGGAGGGGGCCGGGGCCGGGGCCGGGCCGCGCGGCACAGGCAGGGAUGCCGAGCAAAGGCAGCUGAAGGUCACAGAGAAGAAGGAAGGUGCCCGGCUGGCUCAGGAAGGGAGACGCGCCCGGAGCAAGGGGAAAAGCCGCCGGCCCCGGCCCACCUCGCCAGAGCUAGAGUCAUCCGAUGAUUCGUACGUCUCCGCUGGCGAGGAUCCCCUGGAGGCCCCGGUCUUUGAGAUCCCCGUCCAGGACGCUGUGGUGACGGUGGGCGCAGAGGUGCUGCUGAAGUGCAUUGUCACAGCCAACCCCAUGCCCGCAGUGUCCUGGCGGAAGGACGGCGUCCUGCUGAGGGGCAGCGCCGGGCGCCCCAUCAAGGUGGAGGGCGAGCGCCACACGCUGCUGCUGCCGAGCGCCCGGGCGGCCGACGCCGGCCUGUACACGGCCACGGCCGCCAACGAGCUGGGGGAGUCGCGCUGCAGCGCCAGGCUGAGCGUGCGGCCGGCGCCCCCUGCGGAGAGCCGGGGGUCCCUGCCGCCCCCCCCGGCCCUGGCCAGCCCCAUCACGUCGGACGAGGAGUACCUGAGCCCCCUGGAGGAGUUCCCAGCGUCCGGGACCCCCCAGCACCGGCUGGCCGGGCAGCUGCAGCGCACAGUCGACCUCGGCGCCGCCCGCAGCCCGGUGGAGACCAACUUCAAGGCUGCCCCCACCUUCGAGCUGGCUCUGGGUGACCUGUCGGUGCUGGAGGGGCAGGACAUCAGCAUGAGCGUCCGGGUCCGGGGCGAACCCAAACCCAUCAUCCACUGGCUGAGGAACCGGCAGCCGGUGAAGGUGGGCCGGCGGCUCUCCGUGGCGGAGGGGGAGGGCGGCUCCUGCACCCUGCACAUCCUGGCGGCAGAGCGCGCGGACGCCGGCUUCUACGCCUGCAAAGCCAUCAACGAAUACGGCACCAAGCAGUGCGAGGCCAAGCUGCAGGUCCGAGUGCACCCCGCGAGCCAGGCCCUGGCUGUGCUGGCGCCGCUGCAGGACGUGACGGUCGGGGCCGGGGAGCUGGCGCUCUUCGAGUGCCUGGUGACGGGCCCGCCGGACCUGGACGUGGACUGGCUCUCGCGGGGGCGGCUGCUGCAGCCCGCCCUGCUCAAGUGCAAGAUGCACUUUGAUGGGCACAAGUGCAAACUGCUGCUCACCUCCGUGCACGAGGACGACAGCGGCGUCUACACCUGCAAGCUGAGCACAGCCAAGGAGGAGCUGACCUGCAGCGCCCGGCUCACCGUGCGCCCGUCGAUCCAGCCGCUCUUCACCCGCAAGCUGGAGGACCUGGCCGUGGUGAAGGGACGGACGGCGCGUUUCGACUGCAAGAUCAGCGGCACCCCCACGCCCACCGUCACCUGGACCCACUUCGGCCAGCCCGUGGAGGAAGGCGAGAACGUGCGGCUGCAGCAGGAGCGGGGGCUGCACUCGCUGCUCAUCGCGCAUGCGGACAGCGAGGACGAGGGGCAGUACGGGGUCUGUGCCGCCAACGCGCAAGGCCAGGCCGAGUGCUCCGCCGAGCUGUACGUGGAGGAGCCGCGCCCGGCCGCCACCUCCCACAGCUCCAAGCUGGAGAAGAUGCCGUCCAUCCCGGAGGAGCCGGAGCUGCCGGAGAACGAGGUGGAGCGCUUCACCAUGCCCGACUUCCUGCGCCCGCUGCACGACCUGGACGUGGUGGAGUCCAAGGAGGCGGUGCUGGAGUGCCAGGUGGCCGGCCUGCCCUACCCCACCAUCACCUGGUUCCACAACGGCACCAAGAUCCGCAGCUCCGAGGACCGCAAGAUGACCCAGUACAAGGACACCCACCGCCUGCUGUUCCCAGCCGUCAGCCACGCCCACGCCGGCGUCUAUAAAAGCGUCAUUGCCAACCGGGUGGGGAAGGCCACCUGCUACGCUCACCUCUACGUGACAGACGUGGUGCCGACCCCCCCCGACGGGCCGCCCGUUGCGCUGGCCGUGACCGGCAGAGCCGUCACACUGACCUGGAACAAACCCAAGUGGCUCGACUCAGCCAUAGACCCUGCCUCGGUGACCUACACCAUCCAGCAGCAGGUGCUGGGCACCAGCCAAUGGACCAUCGUGGCCACCGGCCUGCCAGACACCCGCUGCACAUUGCACAGCCUGGCCAAGGGGCCACGAUACCUCUUCCGAGUGCUCACGGCCACCCCCAGGAGCAGCAGCAAGCCCUCGCCUCCCAGCGAGCCAGUGCAGCUCCUGGAUCGGGGUCCGUACCUGGAGGAGGCUCCCGUCAUCCUGGACAAGCCAGACGUGGUGUACGCAGUGGAGGACCAGCCAGCCUCCGUCACCGUGACCCUGAACCACGUGGAGGCCACGGUCACCUGGAAGAGGGGCGGGUUGGUGCUGGAGGAGCGGGCUGGCGAGUGUGAGCUGAGCAUGGCUGACGACGAGCAGCACUGCCUGCGGCUCUGCCAGGUGCACCGCGGGGACGCUGGGGAGCUCACCUGCGAGGUGAGCAACAGGCACGGCGCGGACAGCUGCUCCAUCAGCCUGCAGCUGGCAGAGGCGCCGCGCUUCGAGUCCAUCAUGGAGGACCUGGAGGUCGGGGAGGGCGAGACGCCGCGCUUCGCCGUGGUGGUGGAGGGCAAGCCGCUGCCCGACAUCAUGUGGUACAAGGACGAGGCGCUGCUGGCCGAGAGCAGCCGCCUGACCUUUGUCUACGACGACAGCGAGUGCUCCCUGGUGCUGCUGGGCGCCACGGCCCGCGACAGCGGCGUCUACACCUGCACCGCCCGCAACAUGGCUGGGGAGGUGUCCUGCAAGGCCGAGCUGGUGGUGCGUGCAGCCCAGCCGGAGGCAGCGGCCGCGGUGUCAGAGGAGGGGCAUGCGGCCCGGCGGCUGACGGACGACUACGAGGUGCACGAGGAGAUCGGGAGGGGGGCCUUCUCCUACGUGCGGCGGGUGAGGGAGAAGAGCAGCGGGCUGGACUAUGCAGCCAAGUUCAUCCCCUGCCGGGCCAAGGCCAAGCAGUCGGCGCGCAGGGAGCUGCAGAUCCUGUCCCAGCUGGACCACGAGCGCCUCGUCUGCUUCCACGACUCCUUCGAGAAGAAGAACGCCGUGAUCAUCGUCAUGGAGCUCUGCACGCAGGAGGAGCUGCUGGACAGGAUGGCGAGGAAGCCCUCGGUGUGCGAGUGGGAGGUUCGCUCCUACAUGCGGCAGCUGCUUGAGGGGCUUCGCUACCUGCAUCGCUGCAGCAUCCUGCACCUGGACGUGAAGCCGGAGAACCUGCUGAUGGCCGGCAGCGACCAGGUGCGGCUCUGCGACUUUGGCAACGCGCAGCGGCUGGCGCCGGAGGGGGCCCAGUACUGCAAGUACGGCACCCCCGAGUUCGUGGGCCCGGAGAUCGUCAGCCAGAGCCCCGUGUCCAUCGUCACCGACGUCUGGCCCGUGGGAGUCAUCGCCUACCUAUGCCUGACGGGGAUCUCCCCGUUUGUGGGCGAGAACGACAAGACCACGCUGCUGAACAUCCGCAACUACAACGUGGCCUUCGAGGAGAGCAUGUUCCUGGGGCUGACGCGGGAGGCCAAGGGCUUCCUCAUCAAAGUGCUGGUGAACGACCGACUGAGACCCAACGCGGAGCAGACGCUGGAGCACCCCUGGUUUAAGACCUUGGCCAAGGGGAAAUCCAUCAGCACCGACCCCCUGAAGCUCUUCCUCUGCCGCAGGAAGUGGCAGCGCUCUCAGAUCAGCUACAAAGGCAGCCUGGUGCUGAGAGCCAUCCCGGAGCUGCUGGAGGACACGUCCAGCCACCUCUCCAUCGCCCUGCCCCGGCACCUCAAGGACUCGCCCGCCCUCUCCUCCUCCUCGGACUCGGAGGAGCUGGACGAGCUGCCCCUGCCGCCCAGGCCCCACCAGGUGGAGUUCUCCGGCUCCCGCGUCUCCCUGAACGAGCUCCCCACGGAGGAGGAAGCCCUGGGCCAGGCCGAGGGGGCGCUGGAGGAGGUCCCCGUGGAGUGGCAGGCGGAGGGGGCAGGCCCGGGGAAGGGGCCCGCGGCGGCGGAGGGGCCUGGCUCCGCACAUGAGGACUCCGCCGAGGCCCAGUCGCGGCCCGGCUGCCCCCGGAAGGCCCUGCAGAAGGGCUCCAGCCUGGAGUUCCCGGAGGGGGGGCGCCCGCCUGGCCGGAAGGGCGAGCUGCGGCGGGGCAGCUCUGCGGACAGCGCCCUCCUGCUGGGCCUGCCGGCGGGCGAGGAGCCCCCCCCGGCGCUGAAGAAGGCGGCGUCCAUGGAGCUGCCGCGCCGGAGCCCCAGCCCGGGGGGGGCGCAUCGCAGGCAGGCCGAGGAGGAGCGCGCCCAGCGCCUGGAGCUCGUGCGCCAGCGCCUGCUGCGGGACGGCCCCGUGGAGCCCAGGGUCAGCGGCCUGCGGGGGCCGCUCCUGGAGAGCCUGGAGAAGAAGGUGCUGCGGCCCCCCCGGCCCGCAAAGCAGCCGCCCCCGGGGGCCAGGCUGGUGCGGGCGGCCUCCAGCGAGGCAGCCCCGCAGCACCCGCCCCCAGCGCCGCGCCUGCUGCAGAAGAGCAGCUCCUUCAGCCAGGGCGACCUGGAGCCGGUGCUGGUGCACCGCCGCUCGGGCGCCCCGCUCGAGAUCCCCGGGACGCGCCUGGAAAGCCAGCGGCUCCAGGAGUCCCCCUCGCUCUCCGCCCUGACGGAGUCCCGGCCCCCGACCCCGCGGGAAAGUUCCUCCAGGCCGCCCGAGGCCUCCCCUGAGCAGGGCCCUGUGCCGGGGGACGCUGCCGGGCCCAGAGCCAGCUUGGCAGCUGUGGGCAAGAAGCCUCCGGCCGAGAGGCCUCAAGAAAAGCCUCUGCCGCGGCCUGCAGCUGCCCGAGCUGCCCAGGUCCCCCUGCAGGCAGCUCCCAAGCCCAGAGCAUCCCUGCCCGAGCCCCCUGCCCCCGACUCCAGGGCCCCCAAACCCUCCUCCUACGCACAGGUGAUCCAGUCCAUCCAGCUCCCCGGGGAGCCUCCCCCCCCAGCCCCCGCUGCCCGCCCGGAGCCGCGCCCCAGCAGCGCCCUGCCCAUCAAGGACAUCGACUCGGAGGAAGUCUUUGAGGCCAAGUUCAAGCAGGGCCGGGAGUCGUCGCUCAGCCGCGGCCUGAAGCUCCUCGGCAGGCCUCGCUCGGCGGAGCGGCGCCCGGCCAGCCCGCUGGUGCGGGAGGAGGGGAUGUACCGGCCCGGCCCGGCCGGGGCACCGCUGCAGCUCGCCAAGGGCCCGGCCCAGAGGGCCCAGUCGGUGCAGGAGCUGCGUGAGCCGGAGGAGGCCAGCUUCAUCCGCAGGAUGUCCCAGCGCCUGUGUCGCACGCCGCCCAUGGAGCGCAAGCAGCCCCCGGAGCAGGAGUCGGGCCGCGAGCCCCCGAGCCGGGGCCGCCGUCUCUCCUGGAGCCUGGGGCUGGGCAGCUCCAAGGACAAGCGGGACUCGGCGAGCCUGAAAUCGGAGCCAGGCCGGAGCCAGGCCAGGUCGGAGCCCCCCGGCAGGGAGCCCGGCGAGUCGCCCGUCGUGGCCAUGAGGCGGAAGAUCAGCUCCACCAUGGAGCGCCUCUCCCAGCGCCUGCGCAGCCCCUCGGCCGACAGCGGGGAGGCGGAGGGGCCCGGGGAGCCGAGCCCGCUGCGGAGGUCCAACUCGGAGGGGGAGAACCUGCACAAGAUGGGGAUCCCGCAGAACCAGCUGGCGGCACAGUCAGCCCUGGCGCCCUCCGCCGAGUCCUUCCAGUCGCAGAGCAGCAGCCGCUCGGAGGCGGGUGCCAGAGCUCCCAGCGAGGGCCAGGGCCGCUCCCGGUGGGACCGCUGGGGCCUGUCCCGCGCCAGGAGGGACAAGGCGGCCUCGCAGCCCAGCAUCCCGGCCAGCCUGCGGCAGGAGGACGGCGCCCUUGUGGGCAGGCAGUACGUGCGCAACGAAUCGGACUUCCCCCCCGUUUUCCACAUCAAGCUGAAGGACCAGGUGCUGCUGGAGGGCGACCCGGCAACCCUGUUCUGCCUGCCAGCUGCCAGCCCGUCCCCCAAAAUCCUCUGGAUGAAGGACAAGCAGGCGCUGGUGUCCGACGCCGCGGUGAACAUCGUCUCGUGUAAGGAUGGCCGCCAGCUGCUCUCCAUCCCCAAGACGUGCAAGAAGGAUGCAGGCCUGUACGAGUGCACCGCUGCCAACGCCCUGGGCACGGCCACCAGCUCGUGCACUCUGGCCGUGGCACGCCUGCCGGGGAAGCCGGGCACCCCGGAGAUCCCUCAGAAGUACAAGAACACGGUGCUGGUGCUGUGGAAGCCUGCGGACAGCCGGGCCCCUUGCACCUACAUCCUGGAGUGCAGACUGAACGGGGAACGCGAGUGGAAGACCAUCGGCUCGGGCAUCCCCGACUGCUACUUCAACGUGACGGAGCUGCCCGCCAGGAGCACGGCCAGCUUCCGGGUCGCCUGCGUCAACAAGGCCGGCCAGGGGCCCUACAGCAACCCCUCGGCGACGGUGGCCAUCGAGCCCGACGAUCCCAGCGCUGCCCCCAAGAGAGCCGCUUCCAGCCGCUUCACCCAGCCCCCUCCUGCCCAGCCCGCGCCACAAACCGUGGGGGCCCCUCCCCCCACCCCGCCCCGCAAGCACAAAGGGGUCGUGCACAUGCCCGGCCGGGCACCACAGGCGCCUGUUCCCGGGGGCGCCUCUGCCGCCAUCCAGCCGCCUCCCCGUGCCGAGGCAGAGCCUGCCCCCCAAGGGCAGCUCAGCCCCCCUGCCGCCCCCCCAGCAAUUGCUGGGUCUGGCUCCCCAGAGCUGGCGUUAACACCAUCCAGGGCUGCCCCUCCGCGCCCCCUCGCCACCCACACAACCAGCCAGGCGGUGCAGGGCUCAGCCGCCCCUCCAGCCCAGCCCCCUUCCCGGCUCGCCCCCAUUGCUCCAGCAUCGGCCACGCCCGUGUCCCCCUCCCCCAAAGCCGCGCCCAUGUACAUGGUCACCUCCUUUGUCUCCAUGCCGGCUGCGACGCCCCCCACGGAAGCCCCGUCCCCUCUCCCCAAAGAGGCGGUGCCAUCGGCCACGCGGUUCCCGGGCCGGAGCGCCACCCCGAGCAGGGAGCCCGGCGGCCCCGCCAGCAGGCUGAGCCCCCCAGAGGCACAGGAGGGCACAGCGCUGCGCCAGGGGGUCCCCCAGAAGCCUUACACCUUCCUGGAGGAGAAAGCGAGGGGCCGGUUCGGGGUGAUCCGGGAGUGCAAGGAGAACGCCACCGGGAAGCACUUCAUGGCCAAGAUCAUCCCCUACGAGGCGGAGAAGAAGCAGAGCGUCCUGCAGGAGUACGAGCUCCUCAAGGGGCUGCACCACGAACGCAUCAUGGGCCUGCACGAAGCCUACAUCACCCCCCGCUACCUGGUGCUGAUCGCCGAGCACUGCGCCGGCAAGGAGAUCCUCUACCACCUCGUGGACAGGUUCCGCUACUCGGAGGACGACGUGGCCGGCUACGUGCUGCAGCUGCUGCAGGGGCUGGAGUACCUGCACGGGCACCGCAUCGUGCACCUGGACAUCAAACCCGACAACGUGCUCGUCGCCUACAGCAACGCGGUGAAGAUCAUCGACUUCGGCAGCGCCCAGAGCUACAACCCGCUGGUGCUGCGCAGGCUGGGGCGCCGGGUGGGCACGCUGGAGUUCAUGGCUCCGGAGGUGGUGAAGGGAGACCCGGUGGGCUCUGCGGCCGAUAUCUGGGGGGUCGGCGUGCUCACCUACAUCAUGCUCAGCGGCCGGUCGCCGUUCUUCGAGCUGGAUCCCAUCGAGACUGAGAACAGGAUCCUGGCCGGGCGCUUCGAUGCCUUCAAGCUGUAUCCCAACGCCUCGCAGAGCGCCGCCCUCUUCAUCCGCAAGCUGCUCUGCAUCUACCCCUGGAGCCGGCCCACCAGCAAGGACUGUUUUGCCAACCCCUGGCUGCAGGACGCCUACCUGAUGAAGCUGCGCCGCCAGACCCUGACCUUCACCACCAACCGGCUCAAGGAGUUCCUGGUGGAGCACCAGCGGCGGCGCGGCGAGGCCGUCACCAAGCACAAGGUCUUACUCCGCUCCUACCGCGGCUCCGGCAGCCAGCCGCCCCCUGCGCCGGUCACGCCGUAGCCCCCCCCGCGGCGACGGAGGAGUCGAAGGAACAUUCCAGGGGCCGGGCCCGCGGCUCCGGCAGGGCUGGGCCGCUCGGGCACUGCGGGCCCCUCCGCCCAGCAGAGUCGGCACCGCCGGGGGCUCGCUGCUCCGCGCCUGGCUGCUCCCGCUCCUCCUGCGGGGGGCCUGCUGCAAGGGGCGGGACUUCCUGGUUUGCUGUGCCUGAGGACAGGAAAUGCUACGCAAACAGCUGGACUCCCAGGACUAGGGGCUGGCGGGCUGUGGGGGGAGGGGAGACGGGCGCCCAGCAGCAACCUGUCAAGGGGGGAGAUGGAGGGCCGGGGGCAGGAAGCAGGAGCCGUGACGAUGGGGAGCCACCCGCAUUGUCUGCCCUUUGCGAUGGGUCCCCGGGUUUGGGGGGGCCCGGCCCGGCCCGUGGGGUUCCACCGCCGGCAAGCAGCUCCUCACGUCUCUCCCUCCAGCGCCCCGCGUGCUCUGGGGCUGGGCUGCAGGGCUGCUCGCGUGCCCUGUAAGCGGAGCCGCGGCCGUGGUGCUCACUGCCUCCUGCCCCGCUCGGGGGCGCUGUCGCCCCGGUUUGGCGGUCCAGCCCCGGCCCCACUCGGUGGCCUCCCACCCCUGCCCCACACGCCGCAGGCUGCCAAAUGGUGAGUUUGCAUCUGUGCUGAAUAUGGCUGAGCUAGUUGUGCGACCCCCAGCAUCCAGCGCCUGCCCCCCCCCCACAGCUCGGGCCCCAGGGAGCGGCUACCACACACCUGCGGGGGGGGGGGGCAUUUUGACUGAGGGCAGCCUGUGGCUUCAGUUCCAUCGGAAGUCAGGGAAGCUGGUGCCUGUUAUGGAUGAGGGCAAACUGAGCAGCCCCCCACCUUCCCCCCCUGCACCUGGGGAGCUGCUAGGAGUCACCUGCCGUCUCCGGCCACAGUCUGACACGCAGAGCGAUGCCCGUGUGCCCCUGUGCACACACAGCGACACGCCUCUACGUACAUGCACAUGCCUGUACACAUGUACAGUGACUCCCCUAUGCACACACAGCAACAUGCCUGUAUCCCCCCCCCCCAGUGACGCCUGUACAAAUGAACACACAGGGACACACCUGUACAUACGUACACACACAUGCCUGUACACAUGUACAGUGAAUCCCCUAUGAAUGCACAGCCACAUGCCAGUAUGUCCCAUGCACACACAGUGACGCCUGUACACAUGUUCACACAGCCAGGGACACACCUCUACACACACACAACAACACGCUUCUACAUACACACACCUGUACAAAUGCACAGUGACAUGCCUGUUCACAUGUACAGUGACUCCCCUAUGAAUGCAGUGAUGCCUGUACACACACAGUGACACACCUCUAUGUACAUGCACAAGCAGGUACAUCCCACACACAGCGAUGCCUGUACUCACGUACACACACACAUAGCAAUGCUCUAUGCACACACAGCGACGCCUGUACUCACGUACACACAGACAGGGACACACCUGUACACAGCAAUGCUCUGUGCACACACAGCGACGCCUGUAUACAUGCACAGUGACACACCUGUACACACACAGCAAUGCUCUUUGCACACACAGCGAUGCCUGUAUACAUGCACAGUGACACACCUGUACACACACAGCAAUGCUCUGUGCACACACAGCGACACACCUAUAUACACACGACACCCCAUGCACGCGCACACACACCUGGAGCGUGGCGACACAGAACGACACUCCCCCAUAUGCCCCCCUGUGCUGCCCAGCACCAGGCAGUUCCCAGAUAACUGCCCCCCCAGGGCUCUGCCCCAGGGCUGCCCGCCCAGGUCUCUGCGCCAGCCACCCCCUCGCUCGGCGUGGGACCCAUGGCCCCCUCCUCCGCCCCGCGGGUUCGGCUGGACCCCUGGCACUGCGGCCCCCAGAGAUACCGCAUGGGGUGGCAGCUUUGGUUACAAUCCACCCACCCCCGCCCGUCCCUCCCGCAGACAUCCGCCCCCCCCGUCCAGCACCGUGUGCGCCCCCAUCCCCAUCACUCACAGCCCCGUAUGCACAG
Messenger RNA from Mauremys mutica (yellowpond turtle), 13360 nucleotides. It is a transcript of the gene SPEG, whose product is annotated as striated muscle enriched protein kinase. The record is from RefSeq and is a predicted model, not a curated record. Gene Ontology annotation, molecular function: ATP binding; protein binding; protein kinase activity. Lineage: Eukaryota; Metazoa; Chordata; Testudines; Geoemydidae. Gene Ontology annotation, biological process: protein phosphorylation. The coding region runs from base 1210 to 11328 and encodes 3372 amino acids. The transcript has 43 exons.